AUGAUAGAGACAUACCUCUCAAAGUUGGAUGUCAAUUUACAGGCAUUGAAUCCUUUUUCCCUUGCUAAAAGCAGAAGUAUAGUGAAUCUUCAUAUAUCUGAAGAAACGAAAGAUAAGGAUUCUACGUUAAUAAAUGGUAAUUAUUCAAACAUAUUGCGUUUGAGUACUGGUGAACAUAUUGGGUAUCAAUUUUCUCAUGAUUAUUCUGUUAUUUCUAUUUACUCCUUGCAUGAUGCAAUUACUGGAAGAACGCUCGUUGUACACUUGCCCCACAAGACCUUUAAUGAGCAUUAUACUUUUACGAUCUACGAAGGAGAUCAAUGUAUAUCUAUGGAUUUAAUUUUGAAAACAGGGAUUUUUUUGAAUUUAAAGUUUAGUUUGGACUAUAUUUUCAGUAGAUUGAAGACGCUUGCUGAAAACUGGUAUACUUUGUUGAAUCCGUAUGAUUUUACAGUAAGACUGCCUAAAUACUUGUACAAGGUGGACAAUUCUUUAUCAGUUGUACUGCUGAAUGAUGGUGGACUGCUGGGUCUAAAGAAUACCAAGGCAAAUAACUCUGAUCUUUACGAUCUACAACCUGUUUUGUUCAACGAUAAUAGUUACUUUCAGAGUUUCACUAGGUUUUUUUCAAAACAUGAUACUGGAAGUGAAAAUGUUGUCAGUUGCAAAGUUUAUGCUAAAUAUUUUUUGAUAACAUUGACAGAAAACUGUAAAUUACGUGUUUGGGAUUUAAGAUCCAAUUCGAUGGUUUUACAACUUGAUUUAAUCUCAAAUCCUCAAGAUAAGCACAGACAAUAUGAUUCUAUGGGGCCUUAUUUGUCGAUACUUAAUAACCUGCUUACAGUGUUUCUACCUCUGGGAAAUGGUGCUUUCCAAGUUUUUCAACUAUUGGUAAAAAAUGAUAAUCUGCUUCAUAUAAUCCCACGAACAAAAAUUCCCAUCUCAACAAACUUAUCUAUAUCUUCGAUUUGGUCUUUAGUGGACAUCCAGCUGACGAAGCCCUUUGAUCUCAACUUAGAAUCAAGUUUCAUUCAGCUGGCUGUACUUUGGAAGAGCAAUACUAGCAUUAAGCUACAGAUUUUAAAUUUUCAUGAUGAGUCUCUCAAAUCUUUUGAGUGGAUAGAAACGUCUAACAAAUCUUUGCCAGAUUUGUUAGAUUAUCAAGACCUUUUAACCAAUGGAAACACAGACCAAGCGUUAUUGAACCUAAAAUCUCAUUAUACGCCUUCAUUGUUUGAAAAGGCUCAUAAUAUGCUAAGUUCUAACGGCAUCGUUCUCUUGCCUAACCAGCCAAACAAUCAGGAAUACCUUUCUAACUUAGAGUCAAUUCUCAAGGACCUUAAUAAACAUCAUGAUGAACCGUCUUCCUUAACUUUAUACAACGAUGAGGUGCUUGUCAUUAACACGUUACAUUUGUACAACCACUUCGUAUACAAAAUCAACUCUACGUUGGAAACAUAUUAUUACAAUUUAACAAACGAAAUUGAAAUGUUUAGUGAUGAUUUGUAUACCUAUAUGCAAGUGGUUAAUGGGUUUGUUUCCACAUUAUCUUCGGAUAUAGUGAUGCGCAUAGGUACACAACUUUAUGGCAUCAUGACUCAUGAAAUCGAUGAUAGCUUGUCCCUAAAGGAUAAAUUCACUGUGAUUUUUAAGUCAAGUUUAGAAUCUCAGUUCCAAUCCUCCAACCUGAAGAAAUUGUUUGAGCAAUUGACAUCUUUGGAUGUCGUUAGUAUUCUGAACAAUUUCAUAGAUAACCAUCUCAACAGCUCUGCUAGCUUUGCAUCGAUUAUUAGUUCCAUGAAGUUCGACAAUUUUUCUAGUGUUACCAUUCUAGAGAGUACACAUCAACGUGUCCUAAUUGAAAAUAAAUUCAUAGUGGAUACUUUACUUAUCUUCACUUUGUUGGAUUUCGAUUAUUCAAUGUUAGAAUCGCAGCUAAAAGUUUUAUUAAAAACCCAUUAUAAUCAAUCAUUGUGGUUACAGUUAUACAAAUUGGAUAAAUCCUUGUUGUUAUCAGAAAUAUUUGUUGCAACAAGCAAAUAUGGAUAUGGUUCAAUGGUAACGAGUUACUCAGAUCUCUCGAUGUAUACAAAUCACAUCUUAACCUACAUUGCGGAUUCAUCUGUCUCAAGGAACCCACUUUUAACAGCAUCUUAUAGCAAAUGGGUUGUCCAUCCUAAAAGUAAUAGUAUUACCAGGAAUCCAAACUUGUUCCUGGACACUGUUUUGUCGAAUUUUUACAUUCGGGAUGAUACGUUACAUCAAUUUAUGGUUGGCUUGUCGCAAUAUCAGUGCGGCCGUUAUGAGGAAGCUUAUGGUUUCUUAUCACAUUCUGCCGUUAUUGACAUUAAAUUAGACCAGCUACCUCAGUGUCUAAGUUCGCUGACCAAGCAUCCCGAACAUCCAUUGCACAACUUAAUUGUAAGCUUGGAAAUGUCUGAGAACGGCGCUGGUUAUUAUUAUCAGUUGUCAAAGUUGUUUAGUGAUGUCAGGAGCUUUGCUUAUGCCCUCAAAAGUAUUAAGAAAUCAAUUGCCUUAGGAGAUGGAAAGGAUUCAACCUCAACAUUCAAAAUUAAGCAGUUGACUCAAUUCUUAGACACUUUGAUUAUCUUUAGUGAAUUUGAAGAAGUCUUGGAUGUGCUUAAAUUGGAACAUUCUAUUUUGGACAAAGGCAUUAGAUCCGCUUACUACGGUAAGUUACUUUCUGAUCAGCAGUACAGAGAUAAGUUCAUUGCCACUUUAUUCAGGCUCUGCUCCGAGAAUACUGAUAAACUAUUUUUAACUAUGGACGAUUUUGUAAUCAUUGACCAAUUGCUGCAAACACAACUAGACACUAAUGUAUGGUGUACCUAUAAAAAGUUGUUUUGUUACAGAAUGUUAAAUCAACAUGAGAGAGAUGCUGCACAAAUACUAUAUGAUUAUUUGAUUCAUGGCACGGAUCCGGAAUUGAAACAGAGAUGUCACUGGAUAAUCGUCAACGUCCUUUCUAGCUUUGCAGAUCCUAAUGAUCAGUGGAUAAUUAACACUAACAAUCAUGGCCAGGUCUUGUACUUAUCUGAUAUACGAUCUGAAAUGAAGGCUGUUGGAACAAUGUAA
Messenger RNA from Eremothecium cymbalariae DBVPG#7215, 3096 nucleotides. It is a transcript of the gene NUP120, whose product is annotated as Nup120p. The coding region runs from base 1 to 3096 and encodes 1031 amino acids. Gene Ontology annotation, cellular component: nuclear pore. NCBI's taxonomy places the organism in Eukaryota, Fungi, Ascomycota, Saccharomycetes, Saccharomycetales, Saccharomycetaceae. The record is from RefSeq and is a predicted model, not a curated record. Gene Ontology annotation, molecular function: structural constituent of nuclear pore. The transcript has a single exon.